CAGGUUGUUUGUCUCACCUGUCCUGAACAGUGACACAGUGAACGUCAGUGCGCGAGAGCAACUCCGCAAACAGAAUGUCUUCGAGGCCGCACGAGAGUCCUCCGCCCUAUGAUUAUCAUACAGAGGAUGGAUAUAAUGUUGCCCCGCAGCCUGCGUAUUCGUACUAUCCUGACGAUGAGUUCCAGCAUUUCUACCGCUGGACGUCUCCGCCGGGCAUCAUAAAGAUCAUGUGUGUCAUGUCGGUCAUCUUCUGCGUGGGCAUCUUCGUGUGCGUGGCCUCGACUCUGGCCUGGGACACGGAUGCAGGAGCGGCUGGAUUCGGUGGUUACGGAGGCUCAUAUGGAGGUUCUUACGGAGGUUCAUACGGUGGCUCAUACGGUGGCUACGGGGGAACCGGCUACGGGGGAACCGGCUACGGAAUGGGUGGAUAUGGAGGCUAUGGUUACGGGAUCCUCGGCUCUCAGAACGACCCCAGGCAGGGCAAGGGCUUCAUGAUCGCCAUGGCCAUCAUCACCUUCAUCGUCCUGCUCGUCAUCUUCAUCAUGAUCAUCUCGCACCAGAAAGUGGCUCAGGGAAGGAAGUUCUACCUGGCCAUCAUCAUCAUCAGCGCCAUCAUGGCUUUCCUCAUGUUAGUUGCCACCAUAGUCUAUCUGGUGACGGUUUACCCAAUGGCCCAAUCGUCCGGAUCGGUUCAGUUCAAUCAGGUUUACGCCAUGUGCGCCGCUUACCAGCAGCCUCAGAUGACGGGUGGGUUCGUGAACCAGUAUCUGUAUCACUACUGCGUGGUGGAUCCUCAGGAGGCAAUCGCUCUUGUUUUGGGCUUCAUUGUCACCGCGGCCCUCAUCAUCAUCAUGGUUUUUGCCAUUAAAACCCGUCAAAGGAUCAAUAAUCAUGGGAAGGACAACAUCCUGUGGCGCCGCGUGAAAGAAAUGAAUGAUCAAAACUCGCCGCAGGAUGUAGAGGAUUGGGUGAAUAAUGUGAACGGAGCGCCUGAGCCGCUGCUGGCGGACUAUCCCAUGAAGUUUGGAGGGUCUAGAAAUGAUCUAGAUGACAACAGCACAAACUAUGACAAACCUCCCCACAGUGAGAGUCCUGUGGAGAUUGAGCACGAGGUGCCGGUCCGUAGUUCAGUCCCACUGAGCAGUGGAUCAGAGAUGAACAGCUCUGCAGGACGGCCCAAGAAACGGCGCGCUGGACGCCCACGAACCGCCGACAGACAGGAUCACGACACGGACUACGCCUCCUCUGGAGAUGAGCUGGACGACGAUGACUUCUCCAGUGAAUUCCCUCCCAUUAUUAAUAAUGAAGAGAGAGAUGAUUACAAACGCCUGUUUGACAAAGACCAUCAGGAGUACAAGGAGCUCCAGGCAGAAAUGGACCAGAUCAACAAGCGUCUGGCUGAAGUGGACCGGGAGCUUGAUGAUCUUCAGGAGGGCAGUCCUCAGUUCCUGGACGCCAUGGACGAGUACAACGCGCUGAAAGACAAAAAGAGGAGCGGCGAAUACCAGGUGAAGAAGAAGCGCUGCAAGCACCUGAAGGCCAAACUAAGCCACAUCAAAAGAAUGGUCAGCGAUUACGACCGGAGGUCCUGAAGAUCCUUUCCAUCACAUUAGAGAAGAGCGAGCUACUGGACAGUGUUGUGAGAGUACAGAUGUCCAGAUGUGUGGGUCAUUGCCAUUCGUGAGCUGGGUUGUGUUGCUUUCUGGACAUUUGAUUGAUAAUGCAUGUAAAUAUUCAAGGCAUUCUGAUUCGUAUUGCACAAUGCAAUAUUUUCCCAGAAUCCUUCAUGAACCAGUUUUAAAAUCAGGUUUAACUAAUGUCAAAAUCCUCAUUUCUGUAGUUUUUUUGUUGCAAAUCUCUAUUUAGCUGUUACAGAUUUAACAUGAACUUGUUGGUGUUUCAGUACAGCGUGUUUGUUUUAUAAAGUUUUUUAUAUAUAUAUAUAUAUAUAUUAGUUAUUCAGAGAUUUCUUAGUGGGUAAAAUACUGUGCC
Molecule: messenger RNA, 1992 nt
Organism: Sinocyclocheilus anshuiensis
Lineage: Eukaryota; Metazoa; Chordata; Actinopteri; Cypriniformes; Cyprinidae
Gene: oclna
Product: occludin a
Exons: 9
Coding region: 75-1592 (505 amino acids)
Biological process (GO): bicellular tight junction assembly
Cellular component (GO): bicellular tight junction; cytoplasmic vesicle; apical plasma membrane
Source: RefSeq, a predicted model, not a curated record